Paramecium octaurelia is the source of this 3869-nucleotide messenger RNA. The record is from the annotation of a GenBank genome assembly. NCBI's taxonomy places the organism in Eukaryota, Ciliophora, Oligohymenophorea, Peniculida, Parameciidae.
AUGCAAUUUAUAAUUUGUUUUGUUGUGUAAGGCAAAUAAUCGAACACUGUGCCCGCUAUUUUAUUAUUAUUAGCUAAAUUAGCAGUAAUAUAACAAUAAAUCCAUAAUAACGAUUACAAUAGUUGGUAUAAUUUGUCUAUUUCAAAUUUUGUUAUUUCUUAUAUUUUAGUGUUUUUGACAAAUUAGUUUUGGAAAGAUUUGGUUCUUAUUCAUAUUUUAUUGAUCACUCUUUUGAAAUGUCUCAGAUAAUCAAAAUGUGAAACAGAAGCAUUUUAAAACAAAAAUCUCACUUAUUUUCAAUAUACAAUAUUAAAAAAUCCUCAAAUGAGAUCUAGUUUGAAAGACUUUUCACUAUUUUUUAAGAUCCUAUCUGAAAACAAAAUAUCUAACUAUUAAGAGUAAAUAAUAAAAGAAGGAUAAUUUGAAGAAAGAUUUGCUAUUAUAAAUCAUGUCUAUCAAUUAAAUUAAAUCUAAUUGUAUUUAAAUUUGAUCAAAAUUCAUUCAGAGGAACUAAAUUGGUUUUAAAAAACAAAACUUGAAGCAAGUCUUCUAAAUACUAUAUAAUCCUCUUAAAAAGCAAUGACAUCUUCUUUAAAUGUUCGAUAAUUCAUUCAAGCACUUGAUGUGGAAUAAUAAAACUUAUGGCUUUUAAUUAAUCUAAUUGAUUUAAAAUGCCAGUUUUAUAAUUUUUUAAUCAAAGAGUAACCUCUUUAUUAAUAUUUAUAAAAUUUCAAAAAGCAAUUUGAUAAAUUAAUAUAUGCCCUUGAAAAAUUUAAGGGUAUUUUUGAAGACUAAUAUGAUCUUGAAUCUGGAAAAAUGAAAUCUUCCAACACUUUAGAUUAUAUUUCCAUAUAUAUCAUAUCUUCUUUUGAAUAUAUUUUUUAUGGUAAUUAUUUCAAAGUAAUUUAACAAUUGGUAAUUUUAGGCAAAAGAACUUGAAAAAAAGUAGAAUGAAGUAUCUGCAUUAGAUAAAAUUAUGAACUUAAAAUUCUAAAGAAGUAUUAAAUUACUAUAUAAAUUAGAUGAGGCUUUCCUUGUGUCUACAAGUGUAAUUAGAAACUCAUAUACAAUUUUAAAUUCUAAGAAUAAGAGACUUAUGCUAGUGUUAGAAUAAGAAACUGAACCAAAGUUGAUUAGUGAUUUUCUACCUCCAUUUUCAAAUUCGAUUUACAAUAAUCUUGUAAGUAAUUACCUUUAGAGUGGGUUUAAUAUAAAAUAGCCUUGUUCUUUAUCUUUUUUGAGAUACGACUAUUUAGUUGAGUGUGAUUUUUACAUAAAUGCUUAAAUGAGCAAAGAUGACAUAGUAUUGUAAAAUUACUUUGUUUUGAAAAAUUAACCUAAUCAUCUACUUGUAUUUGAUAAUGAAGGUAAAAUCUUAGGGAUAACCUGUGAUAUUUAUGCUUAUUUAAUUUAAAAAUCAGACAAUGCGUAUACCAAGAAUUUAUCAGUUUAACAAUUUUUACGUUGUGGAAUGAUUCAAUAUUAUUUGCCAGAAAUCUAUAAGUUUAUUUAAGAUUUAGCAGGCUAGCCUUCAUCUGUAAAUAGCUAACAGAUUCUAAAUAUCGCAUCAAGAUGGGAUUUUCCAAUUAACCAUAAAAAAUGCUUAGAUUCUACUUAAAAUCUAUUACACUAAUCAGAUGAAUAGAGUCGCAAAUCAGUAAAAAAAAAGCCUUUAUAUCACUAAACUUGGAAGAAAUAAUAAAGUUAGGUGUUGUUAGAUGAAAAUAUUACUAUUUAAAAUGUAUUGGUAAAACUAAUGUAAAAGCAACUAAUCUAAUAAAUACAAAAUCUUGUUGUACCCUCUUCUAGGAUGAAAAGCAUUGAGUUUGAGGGUUCUUUGGAAUUUGUGAAAUUUAAAUAAGUAGAGGGUGAUUCAUGCUAUUUUGUAUUGAGAUUUAAACAAAUAGAAGAUUAUUCAUAAGAUAAAGCUUAGAAAAUUGUUUAAGAAUAUUAAUUUUAUUCAUCGUUGACUAUUGAUGAACAACAAUAUGAAGAUUUACAAAUAGAUUACGAAUUUAUUAGAAAAAUAAUAAAUUAGAAAACUUUCAAUAAUUCACUGAAAUACAAUAUUAUAAUACUACUUUUCAUGAUAAUUAUUACAAUUAUUGCUUUAAUUAUCAAUUAUACAUUAAAUUAUGAAUAAAUGAUCUAUUACUAGCAUUUAGUUAAUUUUCUUACUACCCCUUAGGCAAUGACUUAUAAUAUAGGAGCGGCUUUUAUAUUGAUGUGGAAUCAAUAUUGUAUUUAAAAUAAAUUGUAUUUAACAAGUCCUUAUUUAGAGUAGAGAAGAGAAACUUAACUAGUUGGUUUAUUCGAAUUUUGGAAUUAAGUCCAAGAAGAAUAUACUAUGAAACUGAAUAUAAAGAGUGUAGAAUUAGGGAUGAAUAAUAUUAGUUUAAUCUCUUUUGAAAACAACAUAAAAUCUACUGCUGAGAUAGAUUUCUAUUCAUUUUAUGCAAUAAUGCGAGAAUCUAUGGUAAGACAGUUCAAAAAUACUGAUUUUAAUGAUAGUACUACUUUUGAUCCUGGAAUAUUGUAAACAAAUGGAACAAUUAGACAAAAUAUGCUUCAAAUAUUUAAAUUUCAUCACAAAGUAUAAGAUGAAGUAAUAGAAUCAACAGAAAUAUCCUUUUUAUAAUUUGAAGACCAGACCUUUAAGCUUUGUAUUUAUUCUUCAGCUGUAAUAUUACUCUUUCUAGUAAUUUUUAUAAUAAUUAAUUGUUCUCUCUUAUAAAAGUAAGCUAAACUCAUUAGACUGCUUUAAUACUUGAACAUAAACAUAAUUUUUGAUUAAGUUGAGGUUUUGAAUUUCUAAAAAGAAUAAUUAUAAAAAUUAUUAAUAGUGUAGAAUAUUCAAAAAUCUAAUCCUCUCACUUCAUAAUAAAACGAAAAGGCCCCUUUAAUUUAGACCAAGCUUAAUCCUUUGAGUAAAUUAGAUAAUUAUGAUGAGAAGUAUCAUUUGUUGAUAAUAUUAUCUUUGGUCAUUGGAGUUUAACUCAUAUUUUUCAUUUUUGGAUCUUAAAUAAUAGCUCAAUUAUAUAAUAGAGAUCACUAAGAUAGUUUAAUCUUAACAAUGAAAUAUCUAAAAUUAAAAACUCGAUUAGAUUCAACUAUAAUUGUUGGGGAAAUAAUAAAAACUGAGCAUCUUUUGAAAAAUAAUAGUAAUAUUAAUUUCAUUAAUGAGACUGAACACAUCUUGUUCUUUUUUGACAAUGUCGAUUAGUUAAACAAUUUAUCAAAUAAUAUCAACAAUGAACUUCUAACAGUAUCAUCCUACAACUCGUCCUUUUAAGAGAAACUCAUAGACAUAUUUAAUAAAGAUUUGUGUCUUCAUUACUCCUUUUUAUUAAGUUUUUGUAUAAUUGACAACAUCAGAAUUGAUUAUUACGAGAACGAAAACUAUUUAACAUUAAUAAAUAAGGGAAUAUUUGGAAUAUUAUAAGAUUUAGAUAAAUUAGCCAAGUAGGAUUACAAUUAUGAGUAUAUCAAUUAAAAAUAUGAAUACAACCAAAGCCAUUCAGAUUACUUUCUUAGCUAGCCAAUUCAUAAUCACUUAUUUUAAUAAUACUUUAUAGAAAUCUAAACUUGUAUUUAUCUGUGCUUUCUUGAUAUUUUUGCUGAAACCAAAGUUUUAAGUGACAGAUUAUCAAGUUCGAUUCUCCUCUACUUAGUCACAUCUUCUGUCGUGUAAUUAUUUAAUAAUAUAUAGUUUCUUGUUAUUAACAUGGUCGAUUGCUGGAUUUUGGAUUUAUAAAUAAUAUAAAAGAUGUAAUCAAUUAAAAUUAAUAGCUACUUUAUUUCCUCCUGCUUUAAUAAAGUAGAAUAGUUUCAAUAAAUUGUUGCAUUUUUAAUUACUGUAAAAUAAGUGA